Chrysoperla carnea is the source of this 1532-nucleotide messenger RNA. RefSeq names its product protein AATF (gene Aatf). Bases 67 to 1500 code for a protein of 477 amino acids. Gene Ontology annotation, biological process: regulation of transcription by RNA polymerase II. The transcript has a single exon. Gene Ontology annotation, cellular component: nucleolus; nucleus. The record is from RefSeq and is a predicted model, not a curated record. Lineage: Eukaryota; Metazoa; Arthropoda; Insecta; Neuroptera; Chrysopidae.
AAUAUGACAGCAAACUAACCAAACAUUUUCAUGUCAUAAUAAAAUUUCUCUUUGUUUUUCUAUAAAAUGAUUCGAAAGAAAACACAAACACUUUCCGAUAAAAUUUCGAAUGUGUUAAAUACAGCACCAGGUGUAAUAGAUCCCGAAGAUGAUAUCUAUGAAGAUACUAGAGCAAAAGUUGUAUCCAAUGAAGAUAUUGAAGACGAAGAUCAAAUCGGAGAUUUUAAACCAAGUAAAAUUACAAAACAAAAUUUAGAAUUAUUAGAAAACAUCGAUACACGGUAUGCGGGAAAACGACGAUCUCGUAAAGAUUUCGAAGAUAGUGAUGAAAAUAUCCCAGAUGAACAAAGUGAUGAUAGCGAAGUUUCUGAGGAAGAUAAUUCGAAUAUCGAAAAUGAAGAAGAUUCAAGUGUCGACGAUGAAGAUGAAUCAGACGAAGGUGAAGAUUUUGGAGAAGAGAAUGAUGAAAGUCGUGAGGAAAAUUCGAAUUUUAAACACAUGCGAGAAGAAAAUAUUAAUAGCCAGGUACAAAAAGGACAAUGUGUGAAAAAUCAAUUACGUUUAUGGGAAAAUUUACUUGAAGUUCGUAUUAAAUUACAAAAAUGUUUAAUAACAGCAAAUCGAUUACCUCAAACCGAUACCUACACGAAAAUCAAAGAAAAAUCAGGCGAAGAAUUCGAAAAGCUUGCUAAAGAAACCCAAUCAAAUGUAGCUAAAGUUUUAGACGGUUUAUUAAAUUUACAAGAUACGUUACUAAAAAAAUACCCCGAAACUAAAAAUCUUGACCAGAAAACAGUUGAAGAAAGUGACGAGGAAAUUCCUAGCGAUGAUGAAGAUGAAGAAAAAAUUGUUUCGGAAAAUGAAGAAGAAACUGGUGAACCAAUUACAAAGAAAGUUAAAACAUUACCCGAUUAUGAACAGACAAUAUCGAAACGACAUAACACUUAUAGAAAUUAUCGAAAUAACGUGAUUAGAAAAUGGAAUGAAAAAACACGAAUUUCCGUAUCGAAAAAUUUAAUCAAUACAAAUUCAGUGAUUAAUCAAAUCGAAUAUAUUUUAAAAGAUCGUGAAAAAUAUAUUCGUAAAACUCAAUUAAAACGUUCCAAUUACAAUAUUGUAGGACUUAAAUCUGUUAAAUCAACGGGAUCUGAUGAUGAAAAUGAUGAGACUACAUCGAGAAAACGAACUUACGAAGAAUAUAAUGCGGAAAUUUACGAUGAUGAUGAUUUUUAUCAUCAAUUAUUACGUGAAUUAAUCGAAUAUAAAUCAACAAAUAUUACAGAUCCGAUUAAAUUAAGUCAACAAUGGAUUCAGUUACAAAGUAUGCGUAGUAAAAUGAAACGGAAUGUUGAUACAAAAGCGACAAAAGGUCGAAAAAUACGUUAUACGGUACAUACGAAAUUAGUGAAUUUUCUGGCACCAAUGGAUGAGAAUAAAUGGACAGAUCAUGCUAAAACUGAAUUGUAUAAUUCAUUAUUUGGAAAAAAUUUACCGAAAUAAGGAGGGGUGGCGUCUUAUUUGUACAUUUAAAA